UGCUACUUCCUUCCGGUUUCGACAAGGUUCACCUUGGACAAACUUCAACUUGCUCUAUCGCAACAGACAGCAACAUGCCCACAGUAAGCUUAGGAGAAGCUGUAGGCUGUUUAGCAGGCAUUGGUGGAGCCUGUUUAUUGAAUUUAACUGCCAGGAAACCACUCCACACAGGGAUCUACAAGCAUGCACUUCUGGGUGCGGCAGGGUUCUACCUUGGCACGGCCAUCGACACAUGGAACAACAAGAAGAGGCAGGAGAAGCUGUUGAUCCUGGAGGACUAUGUCAGGCAGCAUCCAGAGGACUUCCCAGAACUAGAACCUAAGAAAUACAGGGAUGUUCUCACACCCUGGAGUCCUGUCCGCUAGGCUGCCUGAAAGAUGUGAUGUGACUGUGUAGUUGUACUUCACUGGAGGAGAAGUUGUUCUUCAGUGGAGGAGAAAGAAACUUUCGGAUUUGUGUGCUUUCAUACCAUUUCAGUUAAAAGAAACACCAGCUUCGCUCAUGCUGCAAGUUUGUAUUGUAAAUAUUGAUAUUAAAACCAUAGAAGUAAA
This is a messenger RNA of Haliotis rubra (blacklip abalone), 551 nucleotides long. Its product is annotated as NADH dehydrogenase [ubiquinone] 1 subunit C2-like. Gene Ontology annotation, biological process: mitochondrial electron transport, NADH to ubiquinone. The coding region runs from base 75 to 365 and encodes 96 amino acids. Lineage: Eukaryota; Metazoa; Mollusca; Gastropoda; Lepetellida; Haliotidae. The record is from RefSeq and is a predicted model, not a curated record. The transcript is spliced from 3 exons. Gene Ontology annotation, cellular component: mitochondrial inner membrane.